Molecule: messenger RNA, 1026 nt
Organism: Closterium sp. NIES-65
Lineage: Eukaryota; Viridiplantae; Streptophyta; Zygnematophyceae; Desmidiales; Closteriaceae
Source: the annotation of a GenBank genome assembly
AUGAAUAUGGACGUCUCAGCGUUCGCAAUUCGUGGUGGUUUCGACAAGAGAGAGUCUACGAAGCUCAUUUCCCCAGGCUCUGAGAAUUAUCGAAAGCGACUUGAAGGCCUGAUGUUGAGAUGUUUAGACGACGGAGAAGGAAACUCGGCAAGGAAGCCAGGAGUACUAUCAUUCAAAGUGAAGACACCUGCUGAGUCAAACAAUGGUAUUGACAGCUUCACCAAAAUGGCCAGAGGCAGUGACGUUUCAGGAUGUCAGCCCCCUCCUCGUGUGAUACCUCAGGAGGCAGAGAAGACGCUGGACGCGCCUGGAGUGGUGAACAACUUCUACCUCCAAUUGAUAGAUUGGAGCAUCUCUAACUUGCUCGCCAGCGGGGGAGACGACAACCUCGUGCACAUCUGGGACACAGCUCUCAUGUCGUCUUCCAUCGCACCGGACGCUGCUGGCCGCCGCGAUGGAGAAGGUCGUCGGAGGACGAACCCAAGCUCUGCUGCUACUAGUGCCACGGGAUCCCAUGUGCCUUUGCUUCAUCGAUUCGCGGAUCACCGCGGAGCGGUUAAGGCUCUUGCGUGGUGUCCUUUCCGAACGCACCUGCUCGCGACGGGAGGCGGUGCGAACGACUGCACCAUCCGGUUUUGGAACACGCAGACCGGCGGGUGCGAGAAACAUGUCGACGCAGAGUCGCAGGUCACGGGCUUGCACUGGAGCAAGAAGGAUCGUGAAAUCGUAAGCGCGCAUGGGUAUCAUGGAGCGAACAAGAACCAGCUGAUCGUUUGGAAGUACCCCUCUCUCGUACCGCUGGCCCGACUUAAAGGGCAUGAAGAGCGUGUGGUGUCAACUGCGCAGGCUCCUGAGGGUGACAUCAUAGCUUCCCUCUCGGCUGAUGAGUCUCUCCGCAUCUGGCGGGCGUUCAAUCCUAUAACUGCUGCUGCUGGGACCGCUAGGACUGGGAGUGGGACGAUCAAGAGGGAAAAUGAGGGAGAGAUGAUAGCAGGAAGUGGGUUUGGGAAAUCUCAGAUUCGCUAG